CCUGAAUGCAGCACCAGAGCUGCAUUUGACACUUCAGGUUGAGCGACGCUAAUGUUCAGCAUGUCUGAAAAGGAGCUGGGAAAAAAGUGGGACCGAUGCCUGGCAGAUGGUGCCAUUAAACUCGGCACUGGACUGGGGUUAGGAAUCGUGUUUUCUGUUCUGUUCUUCAAAAGGCACACUUGGCCGAUUUCUCUCGGCUCAGGAGCGGGACUUGGCAUGGCAUAUGCCAACUGUCAGAAUGACCUGAGGUCCCAUUAUUUGCUGCACAGAAGCGAAAAGGAGCAGUAACUGCAAGUCAACGAGGGACUGUCAUUUUUUAAGGUUUUUUUUUUUUGUCUUCUUGUUUUGUUUUGUCUGUGGGAGAGUCGCCAUUUGCACUGUUCUGCAGUUAGAUCCUUGUCUCCCUGUUGAACGAUCCAUCCUCGUAUGACUCUGUAUGAUUUAUAUGUGCCUGAACAGGACAGUCUGUGUAUAUUUAAUAAAAUAAUCAUGACGACAAAAAUGA
Messenger RNA from Centropristis striata (black sea bass), 505 nucleotides. RefSeq names its product mitochondrial contact site and cristae organizing system subunit 10 (gene micos10). Lineage: Eukaryota; Metazoa; Chordata; Actinopteri; Perciformes; Serranidae. The record is from RefSeq and is a predicted model, not a curated record. Gene Ontology annotation, cellular component: mitochondrion; mitochondrial inner membrane; MICOS complex. Bases 52 to 288 code for a protein of 78 amino acids. The transcript has 4 exons.